AUAUUCUUCCUGCACCUUUCUUUAUUGAAGAAUCAAUAUUUCAAUAAUGAAAUUUUUUGCGGUAGCUGUUUUGUUUAUUCAAUUUGGUCUUCUUGAUGCCAGAUCUUCCACCCCAUUCAUUGUAGGGGGUUCGGAAUCCGCUAAAGGAAGAUGGCCGUGGCAAUUAUCUCUUCAAGUCAACCGAGGAGAGGGAGUCUUCGGGCAUUCCUGUGGAGCUGUUCUUAUCAAGGAAAAUUGGGUACUAACUGCUGGACACUGCCUUAUGCUUAACGAAGAAGAGCCAGAUGAUUAUUUACUUCGCGCUGGAGCUUUCAGAAUUGCCCCUGUUGGAGACGAGGAACAAACUCUUCACGUUGAGAAAAUCAUUAUUCAUCCUGAGUUUGAACUAAUCAAUCCCGGAUUACCUAAUGACAUUGCUUUAUUGAAAUUAAAAGAGAACGCUGACUUGGGCAAUCCUAAUAUUAACACUAUUAGCCUUCCUCCAAAUGAUUCUAACGACUUUGCCGGAAACAGUGAUUGUUGGAUCACUGGCUGGGGUAGAACUAGCGGAAAUGCAACUGGCGCAAGCCCAGUUCUUAUGGAAUUGAAUAUUCCAGUUUUGACAAACGAAGUAUGUGACGAUCGUUGGAGCGAUAAUAUCAUUGGUAUUGUUCAACCAAUCUUGGAUGAACAUAUUUGUGUAGGAGAUGACGCAGGAAACCUUAGCGCAUGUCAAGGUGACUCCGGAGGUCCUCUCUCUUGUCAAGUCAACGGCGAAUGGUUGGUUGCUGGAAUAACUUCAAGAGGAUUCCCAGAUUGCAAAGGCUAUCCCUCCGUUUACACAAGAACAUCAAAAUAUAUUCAAUGGGUAAACGAUACAAUUAACGAAUAA
Molecule: messenger RNA, 871 nt
Organism: Dimorphilus gyrociliatus
Lineage: Eukaryota; Metazoa; Annelida; Polychaeta; Dinophilidae
Source: the annotation of a GenBank genome assembly